AUGGUGGCAACAACAGAAGGAUCAUUGCCAUCGCCAUCAUCAUCACCUAGUCGUAGCAGCAGCUUUUUCACAACAACCAGCUCACAUGAUGAUUCCACGGUCUUAACUGGUGGUGGUGGUGGGGCUAUAACAUCACCCAAUCAUAAAGAUUAUGGUACUCUCGCCAACAAUGAUGAGCUUGAAUCUGCCAAUCCUUCUUCUCCACAAGCCAAUAUGGGUGCUUUGCAAGCUGAUCGGCCUGGCUAUGGCACUUGUUCAAUUCUCAGCUCAUCCAUGAAUUUGGUAAAUGCCAUGAUGGGAUCUGGUAUCAUUGGUUUGCCACUUGCCCUGUACCUUUGUGGUUUUUGGGCUGGUAUAGCAAUGUCCAUCACCAUUGCUGGGUUGACAUGCAUGGCAAUGCAUCUACUAGUCCUUUCGGGUGUGCGCUCCGGUCAAUACACGCUCGCUGAUCUUUGUCGCGUAAGUCUACUCGGUCGCCAUGGUGGCCAAGCCAUCAACUUGAUGCUCGUUUUUCAUACCGCUGUGCUUGGUGAUAUGCUUCCACAGCUAUUAGGAGGUUGGCUUCCAUGGUUCGCGGAUCGACAUAUAGCCGUUGUUUGUUUCGGCUUACUAUUUAGUUUGCCUCUUUGUUUACCACGCUCGGUCGCACCGCUUGCAAAAUGGUCCACGAUUGGUGUGUUGCUCUUGCCUUUGGUUAUUAUUGGUGUCGCUAUCCGAUUGCCUGCAUACUAUACACCAUUUGACAUUGUAUGGCUCAACCCAUCCCUUGAUCAAGUGUUCAAAGGCUUGGCUAUUAUGGGCUUGUCGUAUGGUUGUUCGCAAAACGUCUUUGGUGUCUUUUUAAGCCAACGAGAUCAACGCCCUUCACAGUUUCUUAAGGCUGAUGUAUUAUCCAUAAGCAUCGGUUUUAUGCUCAAUAUGACAUUUGCAAUCUUUGGCUAUUUUUGUUUUGCUGGAGGCGAUACCGCCAUCAAUGCCAACGUUCUUUUAAAUUUUCCUGCCAAUGAUAGCAUCAUCAACUUGGUUCGAUUAACCCUUGCAGUUUUCAUCGCAUUGACGAUACCGCUGGCUCUUCACCCUUGUCGUGAAUCAUUGCAAAAGAUGCUUGGCCACAAUACCGAGGGACGACUUCCAACAACAAGGCAACAUUGUAUCGUAACGCUCUCAAUGUUUUGCGUUGUGCUGUGUCUAGGAGCUACCUUGACCGAGCUUGGUACCGUAUUUGCCAUCAUUGGCGGUGUUUCCACCACUGCAAUAGGGUUCUUGCUGCCUGGAGCAGCGUAUGUGCGUAUUUUCUUACCCGAGCUGCUGUGUGGUGAACUUUUCAAAUCCCCAGCUGAUCAAAAAGUGGUGGGCUCAUGGCCUUUGAUGUUUGGUGCAUUUACCUUAGUUCUUAUUAGUAUGCCAAUCAUGUACUUUGCUAUAUUAGAUGCGGUAUUAUAA
Lichtheimia ornata is the source of this 1443-nucleotide messenger RNA. RefSeq lists its product as uncharacterized. Bases 1 to 1443 code for a protein of 480 amino acids. Gene Ontology annotation, biological process: amino acid transmembrane transport. The record is from RefSeq and is a predicted model, not a curated record. Lineage: Eukaryota; Fungi; Mucoromycota; Mucoromycetes; Mucorales; Lichtheimiaceae. The transcript has 5 exons. Gene Ontology annotation, molecular function: amino acid transmembrane transporter activity.